GGAGUGGGUGCAUUCCACUCUUUUUCUUGAACAGUGAUGAGGUGGACUCUCUUUUGCUCCGUGGGGCAUCAGAUCAACGAAUCUGAUGAAAGAUCUCGUUUGCGCUUGGUCAGGACAACGACAGCAGUUGGGUGUCUGCCGAGGAGCGCAGGAGGUGCCCGUGGAGAAGCAGUGGGAGGCCGACCGGCCUGCCCUGCAGAGCCUGGGCAUCUUCCCCGAGGGCAUGCGGACCCCAUAUUCGGGCUCGGUAUGUGCCGAUCAGACAAAGGAAAGCCGUUGCCGUAUACAACACCCCCACCCAUUGGUCUCGUGUGUGUGCGGGCGUGCCUGUAGGCGUGGCCGUUGCGAUUGCCAUCCACAACAUCCUCGAGGGCAUCGCCGUGAGUGUCCCGAUCUUCUACGCCACAGGCAGCAAAUGCAAGGCAUUCUGUAAGCAACUUACUUGUGCACACAGACGACAGGGAGACGGAGGAAUGCAUGCGCGUCUGUGUAUGUGUAUGUGUAUGUGUGUGUGUCCUCUAGGGUGGUCUGUGCUGUGUGGCGCUGCGGAGCCGGUUGGCGGUUUGUUGGCGUGGGUCGUACUCACAAACCUGAUGGUGAGUGACACCCACCACCGCAAACACAAUCACAAAGCCCCACACGCCCCAUCAUGUCGCCAUUCUCUUCGGCCUCGUGGGCGGCAUCAUGGUCCACAUCUGCAGCAAGAAACUCAUCGCGACCGCCCUGCGAUACGACCCACACGUACGCACACACACACACACAUACACUUGCGAAUGCAGCGGACACAGCCCCAACUGGGGCGGGGAGACGGGAAGAGACAGACAGGCCAAGUGCGUGAGAAACUAGCCACACAUGUGGGGGUGUGCUUAUGUGAUUGUGUCAGGACUACCUAUCCUCUGACAUCGUGUUGGUGGGCAUGGCUGUGAUGGCGCUCAGUCUGGUUCUCCUGGCCUUCUAUGGCUGAGGAGAGGGGCACAUCCAGGCCCCCCGCCAUACAGUAUUGUUAUCUUUUUCGAUUCAUGUACGUCCAGAUGGCUGACACGGGCCGGCGUGGCGCACACCUCUCUAUGUGUCCGCCUGCCCGCCCCCUUCACGACGGCUCUAAGACUUUUAUCGGUGGCGAGAUGAUGAGGCAUUCAUUCUUGGGCCCGCCCUGCACCUUUCUCCUUGUGACCUUCGUGGGUGCGGAUGAAUGGGGGCGGUAUUCAUUCGUGUGGGUGUUUGUGUUGGUGUUUGUUGUGUUGUGCUUCGCUGCUGCACAUGACUGACGCAACACAGAGAUAGAUGAGACAGGCAGACGCAUCAAGACUAGACGAACCGGUGGCAAGGGCAGCGGAACAGAAAGACGGCGAUGAGCGUGUUGCAUGCUGUGGCGGGGGGCAUCUGUGUAGAAAGCUCAAUGUGUGGUGUGGACUAACCACCUCUCUCCCUGUCCCUCCCCUUUACUCUUUUUUUUUCUCUCUACGUCUCUCUCUCUCUCUCUCUCUCUCUGUGUGUGUGUGUGUGUGUGUGCAUGCGGUGUUGUUGUGCUGUGGGUAUGCCCUCCCCUCCCUUAUCGUGGCUUUCUGGGGUAGGAUGUGCCGCCUGGUGUGACGCGCCUCCAUCGUCCCCUCUUUGAGAUACAGAGGCUACUGGACUCGGGCGGGCAAAUCGGCGGAAGUCUGUGGACUGCCUUGCCAUCCACACCACAUGCCUCUGUCUGUGCGCGAUGUGUUGUGCUUCUUUGCUUCGUUGCUCCGUGCUGUGUUGUGUUGUGUGUCCUUCAUUGAUGCCUACGUGUGUGCGGCUGUGUGCUUGGCGUGCAUGGCACGAGUGUCCGUGGAUUUUCAGACGUCCUCUUGACGGACGGAAGCGCCGCGACACCGAGCAUGGGUGCCACUCGUGUGUGCGUGUGCAUGGGUGAUGAUUUCCAUCGCUAGUUAGGCGAGAUAUGACGUGGUGUGUAAUGUGUGUGCGUGUAAGUCUUUCUACAUGUAAGUGUAUUUGUAUCUAUCGGUGGAUGAUGGCUGACUGUCUUCCAUAGCUGCUUUGGUGUCCGUAGUCGGUCGGUAUGGGUGUAAGAGAUGUCCGUCGAUUAAGGUGAUAAAUGGCCCGACAGGGUCUUGGAGGGAGCGAGGUGAGUCGCUGGGGGAUACAUUUCGAUUUUCCAUCGCCCUGAGACGGCGAGAAGAUGCACAUUUUUCCGAAUGCGCACAUACCGCCUUGCGAUCACAUGGCGGCGGCAAUAUAUAUAUUAUGAGCUGCCUGCCACUCAUUUGACUGAGCUGCUGGAGCCCACUUCGUUCGUUAUAUCAGAGGACGGACAAUCCUCAUCGUCUCCCUCGUCCGACCUCUCUGCUGGCUGUCUCUGUAUCGGUGCACACAUGAAUGGCCAUGACAUUGAUGGUACGUACAUGCGCGCAGGGCUCUUACACGUCUUGUCUGUCUGUCUGUCUGUCUGUAUGGCCGCUCGAAUGGCUAGUUCGUGAGUGAUGCAUGGGUGGCGGUGGCCCACUUUCAGACAGAUGGGUCGUCGGGCUGGCAUUCAUCUUUGUCUGCGGAUGUGCCGGUGAGCCGCUCACUUUUUUGAAGGCCCGGUUCGUGUGUGUGGGACUAGGUGUGCCGACACGUCGGCUGAGAUUGGUUUUUCCGCGGUGGGUUCGGCCAGUGCCUAUAGGCACGAUGUGAUUCCUGAUAUUGCGUGUGCAUGGUGUGGGCAUGUCAGUCAGCAGAUGACAUCACGACUCGGAUGGAUUAUAUAUCAACUGUCGCG
This is a messenger RNA of Vitrella brassicaformis, 2752 nucleotides long. NCBI's taxonomy places the organism in Eukaryota, Vitrellaceae. The record is from the annotation of a GenBank genome assembly.